AUGGAACACUCUUCACCUCUCGCUGCUAUGCAGCCUCCGUCAGUUAUGUUCGGUCAUUGUUUCCGUUCAGAUGCCCCGUCAUACUCGUUGCACACAAUGUCUGGAUUUGGUGGGAACCCGUUCAACUUUAAGGACCUGUCAAUGAAGAAGUCCAGUUCGGACUACUUCAACAUGAAGCCCGUUCGUGGAUCCUCACCUACUGCUAGUUUGGCUGCAGAUCUCUCGCAGAAUUUCCAUAUUGAUCAAAGUCCCCAAUUAACCACACCCCGGCGGUCUUUGUUCACGGCCAACAUGCUUGGUCAAGCCAAUGGUAAUGAUGAGAUGAUGACCACUCCUCCGCUCCCAUCGUCUUCGCCUGCUCCAGCUAUGGAUUUUAUGGAAAUGUCACCUCUGCCCCACAAGAAGCCAGCAUUCGUUGUCACUGCUGAGAUUGAACUUCAAUCGCCUACACCUGAGUGCAGCCCUAUGGUUUCACCUCUCGCUUCUCCGGUCCCGAGUCCUCUUCAGGCAUCUCCGAUGGAGUCUCCACUAUGCCAGCCUGAACGUAAACGUCCUACUUUCCUGCGCCCUAGUCUGGCCAGGAGCAAGGCCCAAUCGUUCCAACUUGGUAUGACUCGCCCGGCACCAGAAAGCAAGGCACCCCCCUUCCGGUUUGGUACCGGAACCAAGACUUCCCUCAGCACUUCUACUUCGUUGGAAGAUAUGUUCGGUGACUCACCUCCCCACGAGCGUCCUGUCUCCCGCAACAGCUCUUCGGAUCGUCUGGCACCUCCCCGCCUGCGACCACCUUUCCAUGCCCGUACUAGCGGUUCACCCGCACCCAGCUCGAUCCGCAAGCCCUCUCAUCCCUUGAUGCGCCCCCGCAAGCAAUGUCGGAGAUCAUUAAGCAUGUUUGAGCACCCAGCAGACGUUAUUGCCGAUAAAGAGGCCAAGGUAGCGACAAAUACACCCGUCCAGUCCAUUGGUGACAUUCAGAGUCCGCCCAGCAUGAAGCUGCCUCACUUCAUCCCUGAGGACCGUGCGGACUCACUGCCUCGCAUCGACAAGAGCACUCUGCUGCAGCUCAUGGAUGGUCAGUUCAAUGACCAAUUCGACAACAUCCUGAUCAUCGACUGCCGCUUCGAGUACGAGUAUGAGGGUGGCCACAUCAACGGGGCCGUCAACUUCAACGAUAAAGAUCGUCUCGCCAGUGAACUCUUCAAUGCCCCCCAAUCUCGCACCGCCCUGGUUCUUCACUGUGAAUACUCCGCUCACCGCGCCCCUAUCAUGGCCAAGUACCUCCGUCACCAGGACCGUGCCAUCAAUGUCGAUACAUACCCCAACCUUACAUACCCCGACAUGUACAUCCUCGACGGUGGAUAUAGCUCAUUCUUCUCCGAGCACCGUUCUCUUUGCUUCCCUCAGAACUAUGUCGAGAUGGCUGACAAGGAGCACGAAUUCGCCUGCGAGCGUGGGCUUGGCAAGGUCAAGCAGCGCUCUAAGCUGAACCGUGCACAGACCUUCGCCUUUGGUGAACACUCACCUCAGAUGGAAGACAGCCCAACUGGUCGUUGCCGCCUUGGUGACAGCCCUAAAAACCGUUUCCUUGACUCGCCGUUCUCCGCGAGUUCCUUCUGUGCCAGCCCUGUUCCCCAACGGACCCCCGUCUCACAAAGAACACCCGGCCGCAGAAUGCUUUCUUAUUAA
Penicillium brevicompactum is the source of this 1686-nucleotide messenger RNA. It is a transcript of the gene nimT, whose product is annotated as putative tyrosine protein phosphatase MIH1. The record is from RefSeq and is a predicted model, not a curated record. Lineage: Eukaryota; Fungi; Ascomycota; Eurotiomycetes; Eurotiales; Aspergillaceae. Gene Ontology annotation, molecular function: protein tyrosine phosphatase activity. Gene Ontology annotation, cellular component: cytoplasm; nucleus. Bases 1 to 1686 code for a protein of 561 amino acids. The transcript is spliced from 4 exons. Gene Ontology annotation, biological process: protein dephosphorylation; positive regulation of G2/MI transition of meiotic cell cycle; positive regulation of G2/M transition of mitotic cell cycle.